UGCGUCGCCGCCUGCUCUUUGUUUUCAACGAUUCCUUUGAUAGAAGAAAAUGUUGAGUAGCUGAGAGAAGAUGAUUAUCGUCUCUUCAACUGCUAACAAUGAAUGGCCACAGAAGCAUAUAGAUGAGAAAGACUUGAGGGAGUCAACAGCUAGGCUUAUGGAGAAACCGAACAAAGAACAACAACAGCAGCAGCAGCAAGCCCUAAAGUGCCCUCGUUGUGAUUCAUCAAACACCAAGUUCUGCUACUACAAUAACUACAGUUUAUCACAGCCAAGACACUUCUGCAAGGCUUGUAAGCGUUAUUGGACUCGGGGUGGCACUGUAAGGAAUGUUCCAGUGGGAGGUGGAUGUAGGAAGAACAAGCGUCUGAAGAGACCAGCGGCUUCAGCCAUUGAUGGAGCUUCUCCAACUUUUGGUGCAAAUACUAACACUCCAGUAUCUCAACCUCAAAUCGAUGUCUCUUCGACCUCAGCUCAUCAUAUUAACCCUUUGUUUUAUGGGCUAGUUAAUUCCCCAUCUGAUAUCAAUCUUCCCUUUCCUCGGUUCAAUUCGAGAGUUUCAGGUGUGGAAAACGUAACAGGCUAUUAUCUCCAGCCCGAUUUAAAUGCUCUGGGAUUAGGGUUUUCCUCUGGAAUAGUGUCUAGGGAUACUGGGGGCAGUGAUUAUCGAAAUGUUUUUAACACUAACCCGAGAAACCAAAUCCAGGAAGUGGCGACUUCAAAUCCACUACUUUCAAGCUACUCUAAUAUCCAUGGAUCCUCAUCUUCUACCACCACCACCAACACACCCACCAUUGCUUCUUUGUUAGCUUCUACUCUUUACCAGCACAAGUUCAUGAACGGUGGUGUUAAAAGUACUCAGCUGCCUAACCAAAUGCAAGCCUUAGCACCUUUUCAAGACCCCCAAAUGACAGGUAACACUGAAAAUGGGCUAACCAUGAAAAAUAUCAAAGUUGAAGAAGCGCAAAGGAGAAUGGAAUGGGAUAUUCCAUGCCAGAAUCAGCUCGAUCAAAUCGGUUUAUCUGAUCCAGCGGUUUAUUGGAGCACGCAGACGUCGGUGCUUGGCAUUACCCAGCAACCAUUGGAUCCUCAAUCACUUCUCUGAUCUAGCAAACUAGACUGUUGUUCUUCAAAUUGUCUCCCUCUUUGUUGGGUCUUUUUUUUUGUUGGGGGGGGGGGGGAGUGAGGUGGUUAUAGGUACUUAAGUUUCGGUUGAUUACUACUGUGGGUACUGGAUUCUACGGUCAUAAAUGGGUGGGAUUAGGGAAA
Messenger RNA from Hibiscus syriacus, 1269 nucleotides. Its product is annotated as dof zinc finger protein DOF1.4-like. The transcript is spliced from 2 exons. The record is from RefSeq and is a predicted model, not a curated record. The coding region runs from base 71 to 1105 and encodes 344 amino acids. Lineage: Eukaryota; Viridiplantae; Streptophyta; Magnoliopsida; Malvales; Malvaceae. Gene Ontology annotation, biological process: regulation of DNA-templated transcription. Gene Ontology annotation, molecular function: DNA binding; DNA-binding transcription factor activity.